UAGAGAAAGGGCGGGCCCACAGAGCCAGGGUAGCUGCAGCCAUCCUCCAGACGGGGCGAUUGUUCGAGUCAGUACCAUGAGCCAUAAUUCCCAAGUCUUCUUGAGCACCAAUGCCGGACUUCCCCCAAGCUAUGAGACAAUCAAAGAGGAGUAUGGGGUGACUGAACUGGGGGAACCCCAUAACUCAGCUGUGGUGAGAACCACCGUGAUCAACAUGCCCAGAGAGGUCUCUGUGCCUGACCAUGUGGUCUGGUCCCUGUUCAAUGCCCUCUUCUUGAACGUCUGUUGCCUGGGUUUCAUUGCCUAUGCCUACUCUGUGAAGUCCAGGGACAGGAAGAUGGUGGGUGAUAUGAUUGGAGCCCAGGCCUACGCCUCCACUGCCAAAUGCCUGAAUAUCAGCUCUCUGAUCUUCAGCAUCCUAAUGGUUAUUAUCUGCAUCAUCAUUGUCUCCACCACCUCUGUGGCUGUCUUUCAAGCCUUUUCUCAGAGAAUGCCACAUUCUGGAUUCUAGUCCUGCCCUGCGCUCCACAGUCCACAGCUGCCCGCCCCGUGACCCUUCCUUUACCCUACGCGUAUGCAAAUGGUACCUUCCUGCAUCUGUCCACAGUGGAUUCAAUAAAGUGCACAUGACAACA
Myodes glareolus (Bank vole) is the source of this 635-nucleotide messenger RNA. Its product is annotated as interferon-induced transmembrane protein 2. The record is from RefSeq and is a predicted model, not a curated record. NCBI's taxonomy places the organism in Eukaryota, Metazoa, Chordata, Mammalia, Rodentia, Cricetidae. Gene Ontology annotation, biological process: host-mediated suppression of symbiont invasion; type I interferon-mediated signaling pathway; defense response to virus. Gene Ontology annotation, cellular component: plasma membrane.